Molecule: messenger RNA, 1273 nt
Organism: Electrophorus electricus (electric eel)
Lineage: Eukaryota; Metazoa; Chordata; Actinopteri; Gymnotiformes; Gymnotidae
Gene: dmac2
Product: distal membrane arm assembly component 2
Source: RefSeq, a predicted model, not a curated record
AGAUAAGCGCUACCAAAUCUUUUUAGUUUUUAUUUUAUCAAUGUACAUUUCCUCACAUACUUGUACGUCAGCACUGUCCACCCUAGAUGUGGUGAUGUGAUUUCUGCACCGGGACGGAAAUAGAUUAGACACUCAGGUUAAGAAGAAUGAAGUUUGUCCUUCUACGCGCACUGUAAGGGUGAUAUUCCAAUAUGGCGAGCUCCAUGCUGUGUCGCGCGAGGUGCCGGAGCUUGGCGGGGCUGUGCACCACGGCUGGGAGGUCUCAUCACUCCACUCCAAAGUCCCUCUUCACCAAGAUCCUCCUCCAGAUGAAUCAGAGGUUUUACGACGUAGAGGUGUUCUGGCGUUGGAGCAGGUGGCUCAAGUCUCGCAGAGUUCAACGUAAAAAUGCAUACUUUGGUUUCACUCAGAAGAAGUUUGGAGUGAAUAUAGCAGCAGCGUAUUACGUCCUACAUCUCGGAGGAAGCUUCCGGUUCACUGACCAAUCAGAAUGGGUUCAUGCUAACUCAAGAGGGAAGUUUAGCUACAACUUCUUAAACACACCUGAUUCAACUAUUGAGGAGGUGGACCUGAGCAGGACUCUCAUAAACCACAAUGGGCUGGACAACAUCGUGAGUCAGAAGACUCUGCGCUCCCUUAGCGUGCAGGGCUGUCCCAAUGUGGAUGACUGGUUCCUUGCUCGCCUGCAUGUCUUUGGUGAGAGCCUGCAGGAGCUGGACGUGUCCCACUGUCCUCGCAUCACUGUGGGGGGCCUGGUGGCAUUGCAGCACCUCCGGAAGUUGCGGCGCCUGGAUGUGUCAUCGCUGGUGGGCGUGUCAAGCCCUAGUCUGGUGCGGAUCCUUCUGGAGGAGAUGCUGCCCCUCUGUGAGGUCACCGGAGCAGAAUACGAUCAGGGGUUCGUCCAGCACGACAGCAUGGGACAGCUGAAGGAGGACACGGUCACUGCCACAAAGGCACACACAGACAGUGUCUCAGCAGCGCAGAGGCGAUGAUGGGAUAGUGGCUGGAAACGCGCUCCUUCCCUGUCUGUAUUUAUCCUGCUGGCUCUGAGCCGCGCCUGGCUCCUUCUCACUCAGGGGAGUUCUUGUUCUUGCAGGCUGCAUGACCUCUGACCCAGGAGGACUUGUGCUUCACAUGGCAACAAUGUACAAUACAAGAUUAGACCAAAAUUCAAGAGCUGUUUUUAUUGUAUCCUCUUGUGUAUCCUCUUGAAGUAUAUAAGGUAUUUAACAAAUUCUGCUUCAUUUGUGGAAUAAAACAUUAUUUAAAAUUA